AUGGCAGGGUCAGGCCAUGGCUCUGGUGGCCCCCAACCCUCAUCCCCUCGUUACCGGUACCUGGACCUGCUCUUUGCCCUCCUGGGCGCUGCUGCUUUCUUGGCAGACCUGGUCGCUGAUCUGUGGGUGGCCUCCAGCUACAUGCAGGCUGGGCACUGUCUCUGGGGGGGGCUGGUGCUGGCACUGCUGGGCCUCUCCUCCCUGGCCAUGCAGUUCUUCAGCUGGGCCUGGUACCAGACGGACGACAUCGAGCAGGACCUUCCCAGUGGCUGCUGCCUGGCUGUGGUGCACCUCCUCCAGUUGGGCUAUCUCUACAGGUGUCUCCGUAUGCUGAGAGUGGGCUGGCGAGUAUGCAGGGCAGAGACUGCACCACAGCAGGAGCGAGGCUACGCUGUCUUCCUGUCCCACGACAUCAGCAUGCUGCGCCUCUUUGAGACCUUCCUGGAGAGCACCCCUCAGCUCACGCUUGCUCUCUCCAUUGUUCUGCAUACAAACAAGGUGGAGCUUUUCCAGGGGCUCGGAAUUUGCACUGCCUCCCUAUGCGUGGCAUGGUCACUACUGGAUUAUCACCAGUCCCUCCGCUGCUUCCUGUUGGACAAGCAUGAGCUGGGCCCGCUCUCCUCCACCAUCUACUUUCUGUGGAAUUUCCUCCUCCUCUGCCCCCGCGUCCUGGCAGUCGCACUCUUCGCCACACUCUUCCCGUGCUACAUCGGCCUGCACUUCCUGGGCAUCUGGGCUGCCAUGCUCCUCUGGGUCUGGCUGCAGGACACUGCCUUCAUGGAGUGCCCCAGGCGGGAAUGGCUCUACAGGGCAACGGUGGCCGUGAUUCUAUAUUUCUGCUGGUUCAAUGUGGCCAAGGGGCAGACGCGGCAGCGCAGCGCAAUCUAUCAUGGCUUCAUCCUGGUGGACAGCGUGCUCCUCGCUGGCUCCUGGCUCUGGUACAGUGCCCCUCUGCAUGAGCACUCCUAUCUGCUCCCUGUGCUUCUCGCUGCCCUGGUCUGCUCUGUGCUCGGGCUGCUGCUGAGAAUCACCUACUACAAGUGGCUCCACCCCACGCUGCAGACCCGGCGCCAGGCCAGCUAUGAUGAAGUAGACACUGCAGAAGGACUAGCCGAUUCCCGAGCUGGCCCAGCGCCGGCCCCUGUGAACAGACGAAUGUACCAGCUGUCCCAGAACCACUUCUUGGUCUCUUUGCAGGCCGGGCAAAACUGGGGGAAUGGUGUCCUGGAUGACAUGUCUCUCUGA
Messenger RNA from Emys orbicularis (European pond turtle), 1245 nucleotides. RefSeq names its product XK related 8 (gene XKR8). NCBI's taxonomy places the organism in Eukaryota, Metazoa, Chordata, Testudines, Emydidae. The transcript is spliced from 3 exons. Gene Ontology annotation, cellular component: plasma membrane. Gene Ontology annotation, biological process: apoptotic process involved in development; phosphatidylserine exposure on apoptotic cell surface; engulfment of apoptotic cell. The record is from RefSeq and is a predicted model, not a curated record. Bases 1 to 1245 code for a protein of 414 amino acids.